Molecule: messenger RNA, 243 nt
Organism: Erpetoichthys calabaricus (reedfish)
Lineage: Eukaryota; Metazoa; Chordata; Cladistia; Polypteriformes; Polypteridae
Product: fibrocystin-L-like
Exons: 3
Coding region: 1-228 (75 amino acids)
Source: RefSeq, a predicted model, not a curated record
AUGCCUGAGGAUAACUACAUAGUACAAGUCAGCGUGGACGGAGAGCUGAUUCCAGACUUCAACACAUGGUUUUAUCCCAGAGGUUAUCAGACUCCAGUGAUUCAGACCAUCACACCUGUAACCGGAUUGCCAGGGACACUGAUUACAAUAAGAGCGAUGAUGUUUACAGAUGCAUAUGGCGGCUCUGAUCUAAGUUCCAAUGGCAACUCUGCCAAGAUUUCAAGGUGAUAACUCAUUGAACGU